Molecule: messenger RNA, 2744 nt
Organism: Linum trigynum
Lineage: Eukaryota; Viridiplantae; Streptophyta; Magnoliopsida; Malpighiales; Linaceae
Source: the annotation of a GenBank genome assembly
AGGCUAUUUUUCAAAAAAAAAACAAUGAAAUCUAAAAUUCUAAAAGUCUAAAACGUAAAAGACUAUAAGAAAUAUGAGGUUUAUUCCCUUGAAAAUUUACUAAAACAGUUAGUGGAUAUAGGUAUGGACACACAAUGCACGAUUGAUUUGUCUAGUGUUGACGCUGCUCGUAUCAACAAGUCAACAACUACUACAAGGAGAACCUUUUCAACAAUGAAACAUAUGAAAACUGAUUUCACAACAAAAUGAAUGAUGAAUUUCUAGCCGAUUGCUAAAGUAUUUUAUUUAAAACAAUGUAUACUAUUUGUAUGGAUGUGGAUUCCAUUAUUGAUGCAUUCGCUAAAUUAAAAUACCGUUGUGUACAAUUUAUAUUGUAAAAUUUUUUUUUAAUAUUUUUUUACGGUUAUAUUUUUUAAUGAAAUGCCGCCCAGUACUCUUCUGUGUAUUGGAUCUGCCACUGCUCUUGCCAUAAUUGCAACUCACUUCAUCGCAAAGAACAAUAAUGAUUGAUUACCACUAAGUUAAAGUCUUAAAAGUUAAAACCACUUUGUUAAAUGAUCACGCGUCUUGGCGAAGCCAUAUUUGUAAUAAUCACUAAUCACGCACUCAAAAAAGAAGCAAGCACACUUGAGGUGGCUCACCUCUAUUUUUACUCAUUCAGUAGUCUCCCAACUUCUAAGCACACCUCUUUCUGCUCAGUCUUGUGACUAAAAAGAGGAAAAAUACUGCCUUUUGACAUGUGGAUAGUGACUUGUCUGAGUCCUUAAAACAAACAAACGCCAAAGAAACGUCCCAAGUUGCAUUGCUUCAACGCUCUGCUCUUCUUCCUUUCCCAUUUCCCCACAAACAUUUCUUCCCCUCCAGCUCCCCAGAGUCCUGCCCAUAGAAAGGUGAACCCACCAAGGAAUACAAUACCAGGAAGAUUCAUCGACAUAAUUGUAAAAUAGCUAAAAGGUUCAUUGUUUUGCCUGGAUCGCGAAUCUUUCCAUCGAAGGAGGAAAUGGGAUUCCUCUCCAGAUUUACCACUCUGCUUCUGCUCCUUUCCCUGCUCUCUGCUGCCACCAUCUUCACUUCUACAGAAGCUUAUGACCCACUUGACCCAACUGGAAAUAUCACAGUGAAAUGGGAUAUCAUGAGCUGGACCCCUGAUGGUUAUAUGGCGGUUGUAACACUCUACAACUUCCAACAAUACCGUCACAUUCAAGCACCAGGAUGGUCGUUGGGAUGGACAUGGAGGAAGAGAGAGGUGAUAUGGGAUGUGGUGGGAGGGCAGACAACUGAGCAAGGGGAUUGUUCCAGAUUCAAAGGAAACAUUCCACAUUGCUGCAAGAAGAAACCCACUGUUGUGGAUUUGUUGCCUGGAACUCCCUACAAUAAGCAGGUCGCAAAUUGCUGCAAGGGUGGAGUGCUCAGCUCGUGGGCACAGGAUCCAUCUGCUGCUGCUGCUUCAUUUCAGCUUAGCGUUGGACAGGCCGGCACUACCAAUAAGACAGUCAGACUUCCUGUGAAUUUCACUCUGCAGGCACCUGGUCCUGGCUACACAUGUGGACCGGCUAAAGUUGUCAAACCGAGUCGGUUCACGACUGCAGAUAAACGACGAGUCACUCAAGCUUUGAUGACAUGGAACGUUACAUGCACGUAUUCUCAAUUUCUAGCUCAGAAGACUCCAACUUGCUGCGUCUCAUUAUCAUCAUUCUACAAUAACACUAUAGUGCCUUGCCCAACAUGCUCAUGUGGCUGCAAAAGCAACACUACUGUAUCUGGAAGCUGUGUAAAUCCGGAGAAACCACAUUUAGCUUCAGUUGUUCCGAAUCCGGGGAAGAACGGCUUGGCUGUGCCUCCUGCUGUCCAGUGUACACAUCACAUGUGUCCCAUAAGAGUUCAUUGGCAUGUUAAACUGAACUACAAGCAGUAUUGGCGGGUGAAGAUCACCAUCACCAACUUCAACUAUGUAAUGAAUUAUUCUCAGUGGAACUUAGUGGCUCAGCAUCCGAACUUCGACAACCUUACCCAAAUCUUCAGCUUCAACGCCAAAUCGUUGAAUCCAUAUGCAUCUAUCAAUGACACUAUGAUCAUGUGGGGAGUGAAGUUCUACAACGAUCUGCUGAUGCAAGCUGGCCCAACUGGUAACGUGCAGUCGGAGUUACUUUUCCAGAAAGAAACCGAGAGCUUCACGUUCGAAAAGGGUUGGGCUUUCCCGAGAAGGAUCUACUUCAAUGGUGACAACUGUGUAAUGCCUCCUCCUGAUGCCUACCCUUGGUUGCCGAAUGCCAGCUCCCGCCACUUCAUGUCCCCGUCGAUACUAGUCACAGCCGUUUUAUCUGCUCUGGCUUUCAUGCUUAAGUAGGCAUGCCAUGCACGCUGCACUACUCAGAAUCACACAUCACAGCGUCGAUGUUGCAUCCUGCAAAAUUUUGACAUGCAGUAACACUUACAUGGGAUCGGCAGCCCAGAGGUGCAGUUAGCUGGAGAAUUAUGUCUCUGUUUAGGUGAAGUGAGAUCUGGUGAAUUCGCCAUGGUGUUGUAGUUUGUAAGUUGGCUUGAUUGUGUUGUGAGUUGUGACGAUGAUUGCUGUAUAACACCAUUUGUAGCUAUUGCAAACAGAAAAGGGUUAAUGAUAUCAAAGAUUGAUCCUUGUACAAAGAGCCGAUUGACUGGCUGUCGAUACCUUAGCUAUUUAACAACUGUGUAUUGGUCGUUUAUUCUAAAAUUUUAAGAAUAGUUAAUUAAUUAGGAUUAAUUAA